Molecule: messenger RNA, 1614 nt
Organism: Helianthus annuus (common sunflower)
Lineage: Eukaryota; Viridiplantae; Streptophyta; Magnoliopsida; Asterales; Asteraceae
Product: serine/threonine-protein kinase PBS1
Exons: 6
Coding region: 200-1384 (394 amino acids)
Biological process (GO): protein phosphorylation
Molecular function (GO): protein kinase activity; ATP binding
Source: RefSeq, a predicted model, not a curated record
UUUCAAAUCAAACUUUUUUUUUUCAGUCAAUACAAGGAGAAUCUUUUCUGUUUCCCGCGCCACCACAACCUGACGCACUUCCGUCAGAGCCACCGGUAGACAUUCAUUCAUCCUUGCCUUGUUGUCCUUUUCCACCCCCUCCCCUAACCCCCAUUUUCCUCCACUACCUGACCUCACUCUUUUACUUAGUUAGGGCUCCAUGGAUGAUCCAUCACCCGAUGACUACAAGAACCGCGACAGAACAGCUCUCUUUAUAAUAAUGGCCUUUGCCUCUUUCACCCUCGCUUUAUUGCUCCUUGCUUUCAGUUACUACUGCUAUAUACGCAACAAGCUUUCCAAUUUCUUGAAAACCCCCAAAGAAGGGACUGGCUCUGACGGUAAAGGCAAUAAUCAAUCAAAAACUCAAGUUGUUAUUGAGAAAGGACUUCAAAUCUUCACCUUUAAGCAGCUACUUUCAGCAACUGGCGGGUUUGGAAAAUCCAAUGUGAUUGGGCAGGGUGGGUUUGGGUCGGUUUACCGAGGCGUGCUUCAAGAUGGAAGAAAGAUAGCUGUGAAGCUGAUGGAUCAGGCUGGAAAACAGGGAGAAGAGGAAUUCAGAGUGGAGGUGGAAAUGCUGAGUAGGUUGCGUUCACCGUAUUUACUUGCUUUGAUUGGUUACUGCUCUGAGAGUCACCACAGGGUGUUGGUAUAUGAUUUUAUGGCUAAUGGUGGUCUCCAAGAACAUUUGUACCCAAUCAAAGGUUCUACUGCUCUUCCUUCAAAACUGGAGUGGGAAAUACGGUUGAGAAUAGCUUUAGAAGCAGCAAAAGGUUUGGAGUACCUGCAUGAACACGUUACGCCUCCAGUGAUUCACCGAGAUUUCAAGAGCAGCAACAUCCUUCUCGACAACAGUUUUCAUGCCAAAGUUUCUGAUAUCGGGUUGGCUAAGCUCGGGUCAUACAGAGCCGGUGGUCAUGUUUCCACUCGAGUAUUGGGCACCCAAGGAUACGUUGCACCUGAGUAUGCUCUCACUGGCCACCUGACUACAAAAUCAGACGUGUAUAGUUAUGGGGUUGUUCUUCUCGAGUUGCUCACUGGUCGAGUUCCUGUUGAUAUGAAAAGGCCCCCUGGAGAAGCUGUUCUUGUAUCUUGGGCUCUGCCCCGUCUGACAGAUAGAGAUAAAGUUAUUGAGAUUAUGGAUCCCACACUAGAAGGUCAAUAUACAAUGAAGGAAAUUGUCCAGGUGGCAGCAAUAGCAGCAAUGUGUGUUCAGUCAGAAGCAGAUUACAGGCCAUUAAUGGCAGAUGUUGUUCAAUCUUUAGUCCCUCUGGUGAAACAUCAAAGGUUGUCUUCUAAGGUAAGCAGCUGCUCUAGCUACAGCGCUACCCAGUCUCCUAGGCUCUAAGAAGUUUUCGGUUCGGUUGUUUAGCUAAUUCUAGGUGCGUAAAAUGACCAAUGUAGUUCUAUCAUGUCGCGAUCUGAGCACGUGCUUGUCUUUAGUUAAAUCUAUCUGGUUAUCUAACUCUGUGACUAACAACUUAAAAGACCAUUGCCAUAUUUGGGUUAAAGUUUUUAUGUCUAUUGUAAUCAUCAUGGACCAAGACAUAAAAAUGCUGCACUGAUAUUCCUAUUUCA